AUGGCUCUGCAAACGAAAUCCCCAGCAUGCACCGACCACGAUGGUCGUGAUCUUCUGUCUGGGAGAUUCCUACCUCUGACCGAUGCGUCUUCUUCAUCCUCUAUCUUCGAUAUGUUCAUCAUUCCCUCGGAUCUUUUGUCUUUUGCCGCGCUGCUACUAGCAUGCACCUCGACAGCUAUCCCGCUAGGUACGUCUUCACCACAAAGCGAUGCACAUCGUCUGGAGCGCCGUUUGGGCGGUCUGCCAGAUACUGCGAGCAGCGAAGCGAAGCUUGUCGAGGCUGCAAUCGACCGGCAAGCAGUUACGCUGCAAUCCGGCUUGACGAGUCCCAGCGAGGAAGAUCCUCUGGUCGCGUCCACCGCGCACAAGCCGCGCAGAGCACCUUUGGAGCGCUCAAAGAGACCCAUCUCUCACCGGACCAAGUGGCAGAGUGUGCGAAGACAGAAGGAUGACUUGACAAAGGCCUCUGGUCGAAAUUCUCCCUUGAGCCUGCACGAGUGGCGCGAGUUGCGGGCAGCUACCCACGCGCUUGCCGAUCAGUCAGACUCGGGCGCUCAAGAUGCCGCCACUCUUCCUCACAUCAACAAACGUGGCUUUCCCUUGAUUGCUCCCACUUCCCGCACAGCAGCAGCAUUGAAGCAGCGCUUCUCCAAGCCUCGAAACGGCGUAUGGCGCGGCAUAUCUAGUCUCAAGACUAUGAGCACCGGCACGGUCGGCGCGAUCAUUCGCUCCAUCAAGAGUGUUCAGGCUUCGGCUGGAGCGCAAGUCAGUACGCGAUUGAAGGUCACUCGUCAACCGUGGAGAUUGCCUAGGAUCAGGAUGAAGUUGAGAUUGAAGCUCAACCUCAAAGUUGGGUCUAAAGCUUCGAUGAGGGACAUGCUGCCUUGA
Molecule: messenger RNA, 888 nt
Organism: Ceraceosorus guamensis
Lineage: Eukaryota; Fungi; Basidiomycota; Exobasidiomycetes; Ceraceosorales; Ceraceosoraceae
Exons: 2
Coding region: 1-888 (295 amino acids)
Source: RefSeq, a predicted model, not a curated record